Messenger RNA from Arthroderma uncinatum, 2223 nucleotides. RefSeq lists its product as uncharacterized. Gene Ontology annotation, cellular component: microtubule cytoskeleton; septin complex; septin ring. The coding region runs from base 1 to 2223 and encodes 740 amino acids. Gene Ontology annotation, biological process: cytoskeleton-dependent cytokinesis. The record is from RefSeq and is a predicted model, not a curated record. Gene Ontology annotation, molecular function: GTP binding; GTPase activity; molecular adaptor activity. NCBI's taxonomy places the organism in Eukaryota, Fungi, Ascomycota, Eurotiomycetes, Onygenales, Arthrodermataceae. The transcript is spliced from 3 exons.
AUGCGUCCUGCUGCCUCGGAUUCUGUUCGCAGUCGUCCCCGCAAACCCACCGCUCCCAACAUAACGAACACGACACCAUCCACCGAACUUCGCGGCGCAGCUCCGGCAGCAUUUUUCCUUGCUCGGGGAGAUGAUAUGGACGUGUCUGAACCCAGCAUCUCCGUGACACCGAACGAUAGCACAUAUGGAGUGCAGAGCUUAGCAGAUACCAUCGAUGACGGCAUCAGCGGGCCGUUACCCUCGUCGUAUAACAUACACGCGACCGUUGAGCCUGAUGUCGACAGCCCAUUUUUAUCGCCCACGACAAGAAAUACAACACGCAGUGAACAUGGAGAGAAGACCGAAGGCUUAACAAAGCAGUCUCUAUAUCCUCUGUCCGAUGUAGGCGUUCCGCUCUCUACCGUCCCUUCAUUUAUCGGCUCCUUAGGGGAACCGGUGUCUCUACCAAGCAGCCCGAAGUCUUCCUCAAUGCGGUCAUUCAGACAUAUGGAGGAUAUGUCUGCUGUGGACGAAGGUAGCUAUCAUAAUGGUGGACCUGAAAUUGAUGACAGUCUGGUUGAGUCGUCUGAGCUGCAGGACAGCUCUCCGCAGUUGGUUAUGCCUAGUAUAAAAAUGCCCAGCCGACGCCCAUUUACGGAAAGAGGUAAAGCCAUUGGGAGGCUAAAAGUUCUUCUUGCCGGAGCUCCGGGUUGCGGGAAAACUUCAUUGCUUAAAUCCAUUGUUCAAGUCGCCGAGGAUAUUGUGCAUAUCGACCCUCUGCCGCAUUCUUCUACUGCUCUCUACCCGAGUAUGGCAAAAUCACGCAGGAAAUCAUCUGUCAAGCCUCGACGUACUAGAGAGUGUGAGCCAAUUUCCGAAAUAUAUGCUAGUACAAAGCCGUACCCAUCCUGGUGGUCAGACCUGGAAGACUCGAGAGUGUUGCGGAGGAGGAAAAGCUUGGGAGAUGCCGUUUUGGAGAGGAAUUUAUGCUUUGUCGACACUUUCGCGGGUUCAAAAGGUGCCGACCAACAGACUGAAGUUAUAGUUCAUUAUAUGAACAAGCAAUUCACACGAGCAGCCUCUGCUGUACAGUCAGUUACCUCGGAUUUCCAGGGGCUUCUUAGUGGAAAUGGAGGCUCUCAGGUAGACAUUAUACUAUAUUUGAUAUCCGAAAAAACCAUGACUGCUGAUAUUCGGAACAUUCGAAAGCUAUCUAACUUUACAACUGUUAUUCCAUUGAUAGCAAAGUCCGAUACCCUUACUCCAGACGAAACUCAAGCAAUAAAGAAAUCAUUCACAGAACGUGUGCGUGCUGCAGACAUAAAAUUUUCUUGCUUUGGUCCCUUUGGCGACCCUUUCGUGGACGAUGACAGCACAUCAACACCCUCCAUUCCGUUUGCGGUCUCCUCUGCAAAUACUAAUGAUGAAGAAACAAUGGAUGCAAGUAUUCUCAUGAGCCCAGAAUAUGUGCAACCACUUGCACCUUCAGACCUGGGAUUCUUCAUUGAGAAACUCUUGGAUCGAGAUAACAUUGCUUGGUUCCGGCAUUCUGCCGCUAAAAAGUUGAUAGAAGCCCAGCAACACCGCAUCCGUACCCCAGCAAGCUCUCUACCAGGUACAUCAAACAACUACGGCGUUUCGUCUCUCACUGGCUCUCAUCUCACCUCUCCUUUAUUCUCGGCUUCAGCCUCUCACGUACUUGUCUCACGUAAUGGCAGCGUAGGUCCGUCUGACUACACGCUUGCGAGAGUAGCAGACCACACCCGCCGUGAAGAACAGUAUGCUCAAGUACGACUCGCAAAAUGGGCGUCUGACCUCCAACAAAGCUUACAGAACGAGAGAUAUCGCUACGAGAAACUAGGACGCAAUGAACGAGCUGUCUGGCUGACAGAGAAGCUAGGUGAAUGUGUUGCCGAUGGAACGCUGGUGCCGCUGUCGCAAACACCUGGCUUCCGCGGUUUUGGAGACAAGUUAGAUAACGGCAUUGGGAAGAGAAACCUCUGUGUGCGAACGCAGGAUGGUCGGCGUUUUGAGUAUCGAAUUGCUGCUGCAAAUGUGAGCACGGGCGAUCCCCUGGGGAUUCUGGGAUUCGGCGACAACAUCACACGGCGAGGAUGGGUGCUGGUUCAAGUACUGGGCGGCGUGGGAAUUGUUGGCGGGCUGGCGUUAUGGAUGGCGCAGACCUGGGGUCUUGCGGACGGCUUUGCUUAUUACUCUGUAGGCUGGCUUGGUGGGCACAACUAG